AUGAUGAAUAAGAAUAUAAUACGAACAUUGUCUUGUGGUAGAACACUUCUUAAUGAGAAGAAACCUGCUUUCAAUUUACCAUUUGUAAAGACGAUAUCAGAAGCUACCAAAUCACCGAUUAGAGAAUCAAUACCGAUUAAAAGACCAAUUGGAUUACCAGAACCAACGAUUAUAAAUAAACAUGCUGGAUCACUUAGUAUGGGCAAUCUCUUUAAGGAGAUCUUCAGUAGUGAAGGUAGAGAUAAACGAAGAGAACUGUUGAAUUAUGAUCUCAAACAUUCUAUUUUAUAUGAAAGUAAAUCAUUUUUAAAUACGAAGGGGAAGAUUUUCACUCCACCCAUAUCAUAUUUUAAGAAGGAGAAAUCAAGAUAUUUUGCCAAUUUCAAGGGUCAUAGAUUGAUUGAACCAGAUAUUAACUUUUAUGAUCUUUUAAAGGGGAAAGUGAAUGUGGUGAGAGUUUAUUCAAAGCAAUCUGCGUUUGAUUGUGUUAAAUCAUAUUUUGAAAUUGAUGGGAAAGAUUUAGCAGGGAAAGAUUAUAAUGAAUUUUUAACAAAGUUCAAUAGAUCACAAAUCAUUGAUAUUAAUUUACCUUAUAGAUGGUAUGAAGGAUACUUUUUAAAUCAAUCUAAGAAAUCUAUUUUAAAGAGAUUACCUAAGGAAAGGUAUGGAAAUUAUUUUAUAUUACCAUUACAAGAACUUCCAUAUAAAGUGAGAGAAGAAUUGAUGUGUGAUAACAUGUGUGCCGGAUACAUUUAUGUUAUUGAUGAAGAUGGAAAGAUUAGAUGGUGUACCAGUGGUAAAGCCAAUGACGAAGAAUUAGAGUUUUUAUGGAUGUGUCUUGAAAGAUUAGAAAAGGAAUUAGAUAUUGAAGAAGUUGAUCAAGUUAAGACUGACAAAGUUGAAUGA
This is a messenger RNA of Scheffersomyces coipomensis, 906 nucleotides long. RefSeq lists its product as uncharacterized. Gene Ontology annotation, cellular component: mitochondrial inner membrane. Lineage: Eukaryota; Fungi; Ascomycota; Pichiomycetes; Serinales; Debaryomycetaceae. Gene Ontology annotation, biological process: mitochondrial proton-transporting ATP synthase complex assembly. The record is from RefSeq and is a predicted model, not a curated record. The coding region runs from base 1 to 906 and encodes 301 amino acids. The transcript has a single exon.